Molecule: messenger RNA, 4623 nt
Organism: Morchella importuna
Lineage: Eukaryota; Fungi; Ascomycota; Pezizomycetes; Pezizales; Morchellaceae
Exons: 6
Coding region: 1-4623 (1540 amino acids)
Biological process (GO): protein phosphorylation
Molecular function (GO): ATP binding; protein binding; protein kinase activity
Source: RefSeq, a predicted model, not a curated record
AUGGCUCGUUCAAUGUUUGAGGCCGACAAGUUCAAACUAUCGACAGACUUCUAUAACGAUUAUGUGGUUCACUUGACAAGUGAACGCAAGGUAUUAGCCACGUGGAAGAGGGACAAAAGUCUUGGUAUUGGCGCCUCGGGUGUUGUUUGGCGUGAGAAGGACGAUAAAGGACAAUUGAGAGCGGUAAAAUCGAUGCUCCGCGACAAGGUGUUAUCCCCAAAUAGUCUCGCUCAUGAGCUUGCAGCUUUAAUCAGGCUGAGAGAUCGUGACAAUUUAUUUGUGAAAUUCUUGGGCUGGUAUGAGAAUAAUAAUAGCGUAUAUCUUGCAAUGGAGUAUGUGGGGUGCGGCGAUCUGAGUCAAUACAUUGCAGAUCGUGAAAAGGCGAUAGCCGGCGCAAAGACGAUCACUAGGCAAAUCCUUGAGGGGCUUUCAAUACUGCAUGGGGAGGGAAUCUGUCACCGGGACUUGAAGCCCCAGAAUAUCCUUGUUGCUUCACGGAUUCCCCUUCGUAUCAAGAUCGCCGAUUUCGGGACUUCAAAGCGAGCAGAAAACACCGUGUUGAGAACCAAGCUUGGCACUCCUGCCUAUAGCGCCCCAGAGUUGAUGGGUUCUUCAAUGACUGAAUUCACGAACGCCUUGGACAUCUGGUCGCUAGGUAUUCUUGUGCACGAGGUCUUGACAUCGAAAAGACCAUUCUUUGACCAGGCUGCAUUUGGUGACGAUUCUGAAGAUAUAUCGGGGUUGGCGUCUUUUAGUACGACAAAGAGUUCGAGUCAAGCUGUGGACUCUCCUCUCCUCUUCGGAUAUUAUUAUGGGAAGAUUGAGUUCCCUGUCGAAGACCUGGAAACAUCGGGGGCAAGCCCAGAGGCGAUACGCUUUGUGCGGGGGUUGCUGGCCGCGCGGCCAGAGGAUCGCCCUACUGCGUCGGCAGCUUUAAGAGAUGUGUGGCUUUAUAUCGAUCAGCCUGAGUAUGGCCACAUGCAUAGUUGGCUUGAAGCUCUGGAAAGCGAGCUCUCUGUGCUAGGAAUUGAUUUGAGGUUGCAGGAGGACCAGAAGCAAAAGCUCUGGGAGGGAGGUGAUGAGGUGGAUAUCAUGCAAUUGAUGUCAGAUUUGGAGAGGAAGGCUUAUUCCUCCUUACUGGAACAAGCCGUCGCAAAGGGAUUAACCUUACUUGUACCAAUGCUCUUGAGAUCACAAAACUACCAACAGGAGCGCAUGGGUCGCCUUUCCCUGGAACAUCUCUUCCACAAGGCGGUCAAGGCAAGAAGAACAGCCAUGAUCCAGCUUUUGCAGUCCAAAGGAGCAGAUAUUUGUGCCCUUCUUGAAGGGAAAUCAGCGCUGUACUGCGCGGCCGAGCGCGGGGAUACCGAAAUCGCAAAGGUCCUUCUGGAACUUGGUCUCGACAACGACGCCAAAACAAAUACUCGGGACCACGAAACAGCAUUACAAGUGGCCGCUCUCUAUGGACACCUUGCGGCUGCUUCUUCCGGGAAUAUCGACAUUGUAGAACUGAUGUUGCAUCACGGAGCGGAUAUCAAUGGCCCACUGUAUCAUGAGGAAGGCCGUACAGCACUGCAGGCCGCUGCUCAAUUUGGAAACGAUGCCAAGAUAGUAAAGCUCUUGUUAGAACGCGGGGCAGAGAUCAACGCGAAUCCAAGUCAGCACUUUGGUCGAACGGCGUUGCAGGCCGCUUGUGAGAUUGGUAGUAUUGAGAUGGUGGGAUUGCUGUUACAUGAAGGGGCCAAUGUCAAUGCCGAGCCAGCCACCCGUGGUGGCCGAACAGCAUUGCAGGCGGCAUGUGAAGGCGGGCAUUUGGCUGUGGUCAAGAUACUCCUAGAACAUGGGGCCAACGUCUCCGCAGAGCCGUCGUCGGAGGCCGGGGUAGCAGCAUUGGAAGCAGCGGCGGGCAGUGGAAGUCUCGACAUCAUGAAUCUGCUCCUGGGGAAUGGAGUCAAGCCUACUUGUUUUACUUUAACAGCUGCAGCUCGAGGUGGCCACAUGGAUAUUGUCAAGUUCCUUCUAGACAUGGGAAUUGAUCGUGGCGUCGAAGCAGACUACAAGGGCGGUCUUAUUCCAACCCCCAUGCAAGCAGCGUCGCGAGCUGGCCAUCUUGAUAUGGUUAAGAUGCUGUUUUCUCAUGGGUUCAGUUGCUGCGAACCAGCAAAAGAAUAUGGUCGAACGGCCUUGCAAGCCGCAGCGGAGGGUGGCCAUAUCCGUAUUGCAAGGUUCCUAGUGGUAAACGGGGCAUCUGUGCAUGAGAACGGCAGCUCCUUUGGUGGAAGAGCAGCGAUCCAAGCUGCAGCUGAGAGAGGGCACGCCGAGAUGGUCAGCUUCCUUUUAGGACACGGUGCUAGUGUCAAUACUGCUCAGGGAUAUUUGAGCGGCCCGUCACCAAUACAGGCGGCUGUCGAGAACGGGCAUGUCGAGGUUAUAAACGUACUCCUAGCCAACAAAGUAGAUCUCACUUGGGAUUGUGUGGUCACUCCGGGUGCUCCCUCCCGCAAGAUACUACAGAUUGCUGCUGGGAGUGGAUAUAUUGGCAUCGUGGAGCUCCUCCUGGGAACUGGGCUUGAUAUUAAUUAUCCAGAUAACGCGUAUAAUCCGUCAGUACUGCAAUUAGCGGCCGAAAAGGGGGAUAUCUCCAUGGUUAGGUUCCUAUUGAGUAAGGGGGCAGACCCUUCUCCAAAUAUCCCCAUCCAUGCCAGCACUGGUCUAGUGUCGCCAUUGAAGGCCGCCGUCAUCUGUGAACUCUCCAACGUUAACAAAGGCAGGCACAUGGACCUAAUAAAUCUACUCCUCGACCAUGGUGCUGCUGUUAACAGUGCCAGCAGUCUCCCUCUUUCAAACCCGUCCGCGCUCCAUCUAGCUGUUCGGGGUGGACACAUAGAGCUAGUCAGAAUUCUGCUGAAGCGAGGGGCCGAGGUCAAUACCCUGAUCCCAUUUAGUGCCGAACAGACAGCGUUGGAAGCUGCAGUUGAAGGCGGCCAUGUCGAAACUGUCAAACUCCUUCUCCAGAACGGCGCACGCCCGAACAACCCUCAGGCAGGCUCGAUAGACAAUUUCCGACCGUCGGCGCUACUUUUGGCAGUUUUGGGCGAGUCCCUAGACCUCGCAAAGUUACUUUUGCAAAAGGGCGCCUCUGUCAAAUCGUCAACCCCUACACUCGGGACACCUCUCGCAGCUGCCACUAGACUUGGAAACACUGAGAUGAUCAAGCUCCUUCUUUCCUUUCACGCCGAUAUCAAUGAUAUGUAUAGUGGUGAUCCUAUGGGAACAUGGAUCACAGCAUUAGAGGUUGCAGCUUCAGCGGGUAAUAUCGAGAUCGUCAGACUACUCUUAGCGAACGGGGCCGAUGCAAGGCUCCCAGCCCUAGGCUAUGGGAGUCAACCAUUACAAACGGCGGCCCGAGGUGGACAUCGCGAUAUCCUGGAUCUACUUUUGCAAAAUGGAGCGGACAUAAACGCGAGUCCAUGUAACACUUCUGGCCGCACGGCACUACAGGCUGCAGCCGAGUAUGGAAAUCGUGAUAUCGUGGAAUUCCUUUUGGAAAGAAUGGCUGAUGUUAAUGCUGAACCCGGAUCAGGGGGUGGUCGCACAGCAUUACAGGCUGCAGCUGGGGGUGGACAUCUUGAGAUUGUAGAAAUCCUCUUGCAGAGAAAGGCUGACGUCAACGCGGAGGCUGCACAGAGGGAAGGUCGGACUGCGUUGCAGGCAGCAGCUGAGGCUGGACAUCUCGAUAUUGUGAAAUUGCUCCUGCAGUGUGGGGCAAAUUUCAAGGCGAGAGCGAGUGGUGGCUCUGGGACUCUCAGCGUGUUGCAAGCAGCUGCUGCAGGUGGAAAUAUCGAGAUCUUCAACCUAGUCUCUGAUUUGCAUAGUGAUUUCGACGCGGAGGUUAGUGUGAAUGCCGACGAGGAUCCGACUCGUGUAGGCUCACGAACCGCGCUACAAGCAGCAGCUGGGGGUGGACAUACAGAGAUGGUGAAGCAUCUACUCACUCUAGGUGCUCAUAUCAACGCUCCAGCAGCGCUCACAUCUGGUCGCACUGCAUUGCAAGCCGCGGCGGGGAAUGGUCAUAUCAAAACAGUGGAGCUACUUUUACAAUACGGUGCUGAUAUUAACGCCCCAGGCUCUGCUGUCGGCGGUGGUCAAAUGGCAUUACAAGCUGCAGUUGAUGGGGGGCAUGUCGAGAUUGUGAAAAUCCUCCUACAUCACGGAGCAGAUGUUAAUAUUGAGCCAUCAACGUCUGAUAAUCGAAGCGUCUUGUCGAUAGCUAAGUACAAUCGCCACGAUGAACUUGUGGAUAUUCUUACAAGGUCUGGAGCCCGGGACGAUGAUCGCAAUGUUAAGAUGGACCUCCCCUCGUGGUUCAGUGAUCAACCGAAAAUCCUGGACAUCCACACAGAUUUAGAAACGCAGGCCAAUGCAGUCCUGGAUAUAAAACCCGCCUCCAGUGUUCCAGAUCUCGGUAUCAAUCGCAAACACACUACUUGGCCCCGAUCUCUCUUCUCCUACCGCAUUGAUAUCUACAGUGGUGAUGAUCCGCUGAUCGCGGCUAGGAAUAACGUGGACCAUAUUCUCAUGUUGUUCCAGUCUCAGAUGCCGCCCAUGCAAUCAGUAGACUAG